GCCGUGAUUGAAAACCAAAAAGCCUUGAGAAAGAAAAGAAGUUUUUUGCGUGUUGAGAGAGAGAGAGAGAAAGAGAGGGAGAUUGAGCGCGCGAGAGAGAUGAGCUAUUUAUUGAGAACGCUGAAGAAGAAAGAAGAAGUGGACACUCUAAUUCGAGACACAAUUGAUAAAGUUCUUGUUCUUCGUUUUGGCACUUCCACUGAUUCCGUCUCUCUCCUCCUCGAUGACGUCCUUUCUAAGUCCGAGAGGGACGUGUCCAAGUUUGCAAGUAUAGCGCUGGUUGAUGUUGAUUCCGAAGACGUUCAAGUUUAUGUCAAGUAUUUUGACAUUACCUUCAUCCCCUCCACUGUUUUCUUCUUUAAUGCUCAUCACAUGAAGAUGGAUUCAGGGAGUGCUGAUCAUACUAAGUGGGUUGGUGCAUUUCACUGCAAGCAGGAUUUUAUAGAUGUUGUGGAGGAAAUAUAUAGAGGGGCUAUGAAAGGGAAGCUUAUAGUAAAUUGUCCGCUUCCCCCAGAGCGGAUACCAAAGUUCCAGUUGUUGUAUAAAGAUGUGUAAAAGAACAUGAUUAGCUUUUGCUGUGGAGAGUCCUGAAUUCGCAGAAAGUGGAAAGACUAUGAAAGGAAGAACUGACAAGUUGCAUGGCUUUGGCAUAGAGAUGUCAGAUGGCUCUGUAAUGUUGCAGUGAGGAUAAAACUAUAUUCAGAAGGUCGUUUUUACUAUUAUGUAAGAUCAAAUUAAACUCACUGUAUUCUGUUCUAUGGUUUUUCUAGAUCGAGCUCUUACAUUUAUAUAGAAAUUGUCGUACUUCCUA
This is a messenger RNA of Daucus carota subsp. sativus, 811 nucleotides long. RefSeq lists its product as uncharacterized. Gene Ontology annotation, cellular component: U5 snRNP; spliceosomal complex; U4/U6 x U5 tri-snRNP complex. The transcript has 5 exons. Gene Ontology annotation, biological process: mRNA splicing, via spliceosome. The record is from RefSeq and is a predicted model, not a curated record. NCBI's taxonomy places the organism in Eukaryota, Viridiplantae, Streptophyta, Magnoliopsida, Apiales, Apiaceae. Bases 100 to 555 code for a protein of 151 amino acids.